AUGGCUGCUGAAAGGUCUAACGUCUCCGCCGACCUCGUCUGGCAAAUCACCCGCGGCAACAAUGCCUACCUUGUGCAGCGCAACAUCUCUGGAGGUGUGCGAUUCUCCCGGGAUACUCUGAACCCCGUCAACAUCCACUCGCGCAAGUACGCUGGAUACGCCAACGACAAGGCCCUUGGCUUGCAGGCAUCUGAGAACGGCGGCGUCGUUCUCAUUGCUAAGAACGCCAGCAACACCGCCAGCCCCUCCAAGAACAUCCGCACCGUCACAUACGGCCCCAAAACCUCCAACCGCAAGAUCUACAAGAGCGUCGCCAGCAGCACUGCUAAGAACGGAUACCGUGCCGACUUGAGGGAGGUCGCUAUCGCUCGUGUCAGCGCCAUCCGUCGUUCCCAACAGCCCAAGAAGGAUGCUCCUGCCCCUAAGCUUCGUGGUGCCAAGGCCAAGCAGGCCGCUGAGCAGGAGUAA
Talaromyces atroroseus is the source of this 468-nucleotide messenger RNA. RefSeq lists its product as hypothetical. The transcript has 5 exons. NCBI's taxonomy places the organism in Eukaryota, Fungi, Ascomycota, Eurotiomycetes, Eurotiales, Trichocomaceae. Gene Ontology annotation, cellular component: ribosome; cytosolic large ribosomal subunit. Gene Ontology annotation, molecular function: structural constituent of ribosome. Bases 1 to 468 code for a protein of 155 amino acids. Gene Ontology annotation, biological process: translation. The record is from RefSeq and is a predicted model, not a curated record.